AUGUCUCAGUUCAUGGGAAGGAUGGCUCCUGUCCUGUGGCUGGCCCUGGCCUCCUGCAUUCUGACCCUGGCAUCUACAGAACAGCAAGGUUACAGAAACCCCACCAGUGCCAGUUCCUACGAGCAGGGCUUGGAGUGUGGAGCCCCUGGCACCCCAGAGGCGCAGCUCUGUUUUGACCCCUGCCAGAAUUACACCCUACUGGAUGAACCCUCCCGAAGCACAGAGAACACGGGAGAAGACGAGAAAUGUGACAGGGACAAGCACGGCUGGUACCGAUUUGUGGGAGACGGAGGAGUGAGGAUGCCGGAGGACUGCGUCCCCGUGCACCACUGCCAGACGGCUGCUCCCGUGUGGCUGAAUGGUACCCACCCCACCGUCGGGGAGGGCAUCGUCAACCGUAUUGCCUGUGCCCAUUGGAGUGGCAACUGCUGCCUCUGGAAGAUGGAGGUGCUGGUGAAGGCCUGCCCGGGCCAGUACCACGUGUACCGGUUGGAGGGCACCCCGCAGUGUACUCUGAGAUAUUGCACAGACCCCGCCACCACGCAGCACAACUGUGAGAGGACCUGCCGCUCCAAGGAGGAGUGUCGCUUCGUCAGCGGCACCUGGGACUGCUUCUGCAGACAGGACCUCAAUAUCUCUGAUGUGCACAGUUUGCAGCCCCAGCUGGACUGUCAGGCCAAGGAGAUCAAAGUGUCCCUGGACAAGUGUCUGCUGGGAGGCCUGGGUUUCGGGGACGAGGUCCAUGCCUACCUUCGGGACCAGAACUGGAACUGCAGCAGCAUGAUGCAAAGAGAGGAGAACAACUGGAUAUCGGUGACCAGCCCUGCCCAGGCUGGUGCCUGCGGAAACGUUCUGGAGAGAAACCAAACCCAUGCCAUCUACAAAAACACCCUCUUCUUGGUCAACGAUUUCAUCAUCAGAGACACCAUCCUCAGCAUCAACUUCCAGUGUGCCUACCCGCUGGACAUGAAAGUCAGCCUCCAAACUGCCCUGAAGCCCAUCGUAAGUUCCCUGAACAUCAGUGUGGACGGGGAGGGAGAGUUCACUGUCAGGAUGGCCCUCUUCCAAGACCAGAACUACACAUCUCCUUAUGAAGGGUCUGCAGUCGUGCUGUCUGUUGAAUCCAUGCUCUAUGUGGGCGCCAUCUUGGAGAGAGGGGACACGUCCCGAUUUAACCUGGUGUUGAGGAACUGCUAUGCCACGCCCACUGGAGACAUGAAUGACCCUGUGAGAUAUUUCAUCAUCAGAAACAGCUGCCCAAAUAAACGUGAUUCCACUAUCUACGUGGAAGAGAAUGGGGUGUCAUCGGAAAGCCGGUUCUCAGUUCAGAUGUUCAUGUUUGCUGGAAAUUAUGACCUAGUUUUCCUGCAUUGUGAGAUUUCUCUCUGCAAUUCCCUUAAAGAGCAGUGCCAGCCGUCUUGCUCGAGAAAUCAACUCCGCAGUGAAGGAGUGGCUAUUGACCCAGCCCGUGUUUUAGAUCUGGGACCCAUCACUCGCAGAGGUGCCCAGUCUCUUGGUGUCAUGAGUGGAACCACCAGCACUGCAGUGUUCCUGGUGGCCUGGCCCGUGCUUCUCCUGCCUGUCCUCCUGGCUGGGCUGUUCUGAGAGCUCAGCUGGCAUCUGGCCUUGAAGCUCGUGUUCUUCCC
Molecule: messenger RNA, 1646 nt
Organism: Globicephala melas (long-finned pilot whale)
Lineage: Eukaryota; Metazoa; Chordata; Mammalia; Artiodactyla; Delphinidae
Gene: GP2
Product: glycoprotein 2
Biological process (GO): neutrophil migration
Cellular component (GO): apical plasma membrane; cell surface
Source: RefSeq, a predicted model, not a curated record